UCGGAGUUUGAAAGCGGCUGUUGUUUUAAGCAAGGGACACGGGGGACUCCACUAGAAUUCCUGGAGUUCUCAAUCAGGUCGCCACGCAGACAAUAUACCGAGACUUCAUGCUUCGUCUUGGGAGUUGGUCGGUGGUGUGUGAUUUGAUUUCGCCAUGUCUGGUCGCGGUAAGGGUGGUAAAGGCUUGGGGAAGGGAGGUGCCAAGCGCCAUCGUAAAGUGCUUCGGGAUAACAUCCAAGGCAUUACCAAGCCAGCUAUUCGUCGCUUGGCUCGACGCGGGGGGGUGAAGCGUAUUUCGGGCUUGAUUUACGAAGAGACCCGGGGAGUGCUGAAGGUGUUCUUGGAGAACGUGAUCCGCGAUGCUGUCACUUACACUGAACAUGCCAAGCGAAAGACGGUAACGGCUAUGGAUGUGGUUUAUGCCCUAAAACGCCAGGGUCGUACUCUCUAUGGUUUUGGCGGCUAAACGGGUCACUAAAGUUAGCAGGAUAACACAAAGGCUCUUUUAAGAGCCACCCAAACUUUCACAAUAAGAGUUGAAUUAUUUUCAUAAUACAGGAGACAUCUCUUAAAAUUAACUUGAGUGACCUUCAGGUUUUUUUAGGUCUUAAGGCUCUUAUACCCACUAUUCCUGUUUUAAAUGCGAAGAUCUCUACAGUACAGAUAAACUAGGAAUUUAAAAUAUCCAGUGCAAAAAUGCUUGUACAUUCAAAUAUUUUAAAAAAUCUUACAACUUGGUGUCAAUAUGUAACAGAUUGCAAAGGACAAUAUUAGCGAAAUUUGGGUUUUUAAGCCCAAUAACCCGCUACAUUUUGUUACUUUUUUGCAACUUGUUUUUAAAAAAUCAAUUGAAAAGUACAUAUAACUCUUAUGAAAAGCAAAGUAGGUCUGAAAAGAGCUUUUAGUUACGGAUACAAAUAAUUUUCUAAGAAAUUUAAUUUGAUUUAAUUUAAUUAGAACUUCUAAUAGUUAGUGAUAGAUUUAGUGACAAAAAAAACGUAGGAAGACCAAGAAGGAAAGUUAUUCAAUCUAUGUUUACAAAGUGCUGAAGCAAGUUUACCCUGACACUCCUUCCUUAAGAGGUUUUUAAAGCCCGUCAUGACAAAGCCCUGGCUGGGAUGAUUUAGUUGGGGAUUAGGUCCUGUUUUGAGCAGGGGUUGGACUAGAUGACCUCCUGAGGUCCCUUCCAACCCUGAUAUUCUAUGACAUUGGUAUCUUUUCCAAGGCCAU
Messenger RNA from Emys orbicularis (European pond turtle), 1230 nucleotides. RefSeq names its product histone H4. Bases 155 to 466 code for a protein of 103 amino acids. The record is from RefSeq and is a predicted model, not a curated record. Gene Ontology annotation, molecular function: structural constituent of chromatin; protein heterodimerization activity; DNA binding. The transcript is spliced from 2 exons. Gene Ontology annotation, cellular component: nucleosome. Gene Ontology annotation, biological process: nucleosome assembly. Lineage: Eukaryota; Metazoa; Chordata; Testudines; Emydidae.